GGGAGGAUUCAUUGGCACACCAAAAAUGGCUAAAAUAGUCUCUCUUCUCGCCACUCUUGUAGUGGCUUUACUGUCCCUUAGCUUUCCUUUAGAAUGCAAAGCAAAUUACUACUAUAGUUCUCCUCCUCCACCAACCAAGAAGUACGUGUACUCAUCACCACCACCUCCAGUUUAUAAGUACAAAUCCCCGCCACCACCUCUACCAAUUUAUAGAUCUCCACCACCACCCGUUUACAAGUAUAAGUCUCCACCACCACCUGUUUAUAAGUACAAGUCUCCACCACCACCUCCACCAGUCUAUAAAUCCCCACCGCCACCUGUUUACAAGUACAAGUCCCCACCACCACCCGUUUACAAGUACAAGUCUCCACCACCACCUCCACCAGUUUAUAAAUCCCCACCGCCACCCGUUUACAAGUAUAAGUCCCCACCACCACCCGUUUAUAAGUACAAGUCUCCACCACCACCUCCACCAGUUUAUAAAUCCCCACCACCACCCGUUUACAAGUACAAGUCCCCACCACCACCUCCACCAGUCCAUAAAUCCCCACCGCCACCUAUUUACAAGUACAAGUCCCCACCACCACCCGUUUACAAGUACAAGUCUCCACCACCACCUCCACCAAUGUACAAAUCCCCACCACCACCCGUUUACAAGCAUAAGUCUCCUCCACCACCUCCUCCGGUUUACAAAUACAAAUCACCACCACCACCCGUUUAUAAAUACAAAUCACCACCACCGCCUCCUCCGGUCUACAAAUCUCCACCACCACCUAUUUACAAGUACAAGUCUCCUCCACCACCUCCUCCAGUCUACAAAUCCCCACCACCACCAGUUUACAAGUAUAAAUCACCGCCGCCGCCUCCACCAGUUUAUAAAUCUCCACCACCCCCAGUUUACAAGUCUCCACCACCCCCUUACCACUAUUAUUACACAUCUCCACCUCCUCCUCACUACUAGGAAAUGCGUUUUACACUCUAGAUCAAGGGAAAAGAGGAAGCAGAAGGAAAAGCCUCACGAGCGAAUAAAUGGAGUGUUUUAAAGAAGAAGAGAAGUUAAAGCCACAAAAGGAGAAUAUGUCCUUUUGUUUUGUGUUUUUUUCCCAUUGACUUCACGUUAGUUGUAUAUCUCGUGAAGAUUUCGAACUAUAUAUGUUUUGAAAGUAUUAUAUUUAUUUACGUACCAAGCCGUACAUGUUUAUGUGCUUUUGAGUUUUGACUUCAUGUUGGAUUAUGUCAAGGUUCUCUGUAAUAAGAUCAAUAAGUUCAUUGAAUAAUAUUGUAGUUUCCGUUUCCAAGAGA
Molecule: messenger RNA, 1302 nt
Organism: Nicotiana tabacum (common tobacco)
Lineage: Eukaryota; Viridiplantae; Streptophyta; Magnoliopsida; Solanales; Solanaceae
Biological process (GO): plant-type cell wall organization
Molecular function (GO): structural constituent of cell wall
Source: RefSeq, a predicted model, not a curated record